AUGUCUUUUCCAUUUUCUUUAGAGAAUUUACCCCCAUCAACUAGUCCUUGGGGUCCCCCAAAGGAAAUCCCUUCUUACUUGAAGUUUCACAAUGUUCCUUAUGCUCCAUUUUCCAAAACUGAUAAACUAGGUAAAGCUGCAGAUUGGAUUUCAACUGAUUCUAAUCAACAACAAACACAACAGCAAAACAAAACUACUAGGAGAGAUAGGGAUCCAUUUCAUGCCUAUGGUGCUUCAGCUGCUUCGAAAUUUGCUGCUGAUGACGAAUUGGCUAAUGAUACUGCUGGCUUUGAAAUUGUUGACUCAAGCACAACCGCUAACAAACCUCAACAACCUCAACAACAACAAAACUACAGACAGAGAGUUCUCAAGAGCAGAUACCACAAACCUGUUCAAAAUAAACAAUUUCAAUCAAACCAAAAUCAAGGCAAACGUUCCAAUGUUUCUAACUCAUAUAGACCAUAUUGGAACAAUAAUAAUGAAAAAAAUAAACCUAAAAAAUCUUCUGUUGAAAUUAAGGACAAUUGGAAAUUAUUAACUUCAAUCGAUUUCAAUAGGUUGAAUAAACUAAAACUUGAUGUUGAUUUGAAAAAAAGUGUUGUGUUGACUUCCAAAGGUGCUUCUUUCAAUUAUAAUAAGAAUGUCUUUGAAAGAACAGGUAUUAACAAAAAACCAAUUCCAUUAAAACCUUCAAGCACUGUAAAAACAGAAUAUAAGUCUUCUACAACUUCAAAGGAUCCUAUUUUGCUUCAAUAUGCCAAGGAAAAUAAAAGUGAAGUUUUCAUAACUGAUACAAUUUUAUCCCAAAUUAUGUCAACUCUUAUUUCCAAUUUCUCAUGGGAUGUCGUUGUCACUAAAAAAGGGAAUAAAUUGUUUUUUGACAAAAGAUUAUCUUCAACUAAUCCAAUAACUGUCGAUGAAAAUGACCCAGGUUUAUCUCAAGCUUCAAUCAAUAUAGAUGCUGCUGAUAUUAACAGUGACGUUAACUUAUCAAAUGAAGCAUCUUAUUUAAAUAACUUGUUGUUAUCAUUAUCAAUUAUUCCUGAUGCUUCUACUUUAAAAAAAUUUGAAUUGUCUACAAAAGAAUUUGUACAAUCUGAAAAUUCGAAGAAUUUUAUUCCCAAAUCCUAUUCUUAUAAGAUAAUAAAAUUGCCAAAUCUGACUAAUAAAAGUAAAAAAGCUAGCAGCAAAUUAUCAUCUUAUUAUGAUUCUGAAUCCGAAGAGGACGAAAACGAUUUUAUUAAAGUUCUUGUUAGAACAGAAAGCUCUGCUGUUCAAAGAAUCGGCUCAGAUGUUUCACCAAUUGCUAUUCAUGCUAUUACUCAAUAUAAGACUGGGUCUAGUUUAGAUUGGAAUACUAAAUUACAAUUGCAAAAAGGUGCAAUUCUUGCUGCUGAAUUAAGAAAAAAUAUUAAUCAGUUUUCUAAAUGGACAAUUGAAUCUAUCUUAUCUGAUGUCAAAUUGAUCAAGAUUGGUUUUGUAUCAAGAGCUAACUACAAGAAAAAUGAUUCCCAUAAUUUAUUGGAUGUUAUUGGAUAUACCCCACAAGAUUUAGCCAACCAAAUGAAAUUAAACUUUGGUACUGGUUGGGGAAUCUUCAAAAGUUUCAUUGAUAUUAUUAAUGGAUGGAAUCUUUCAGAUGGUGAAAGUGGUGAUGGUAAAUUUAUUAUUGUAAAAGACCCCAAUAGUCCAAAAGUAUCAAUUUAUAAACUUCCAGAUGAGGAAGAUGCAUUGUCUAUUUGA
Molecule: messenger RNA, 1743 nt
Organism: Ascoidea rubescens DSM 1968
Lineage: Eukaryota; Fungi; Ascomycota; Saccharomycetes; Ascoideales; Ascoideaceae
Product: eukaryotic translation initiation factor 3 subunit D
Exons: 1
Coding region: 1-1743 (580 amino acids)
Biological process (GO): translational initiation
Cellular component (GO): cytoplasm; eukaryotic translation initiation factor 3 complex
Molecular function (GO): translation initiation factor activity
Source: RefSeq, a predicted model, not a curated record